Molecule: messenger RNA, 966 nt
Organism: Neoarthrinium moseri
Lineage: Eukaryota; Fungi; Ascomycota; Sordariomycetes; Amphisphaeriales; Apiosporaceae
Exons: 2
Coding region: 1-966 (321 amino acids)
Biological process (GO): carbohydrate metabolic process
Molecular function (GO): arabinan endo-1,5-alpha-L-arabinosidase activity
Source: RefSeq, a predicted model, not a curated record
AUGUUUACUUCUAGCAUCCUCGCUGCUUCGGCGGCGCUCAUCAGUACAGUGGCCGCAUAUGCCAACCCGGGGGCUUGUUCCGGCGACUGUUGGACUCACGAUCCGGCCGUGAUCCGCCGCAGCGACGGCACUUACUUCCGCUUCAGCACAGGCAACAAGAUCGGGGUCUAUUCAGCCCCCGCGCUAUCAGGUCCCUGGACGCUGAAGGGCUCUGCCGUCCCUGCUGGAUCUUCCAUCAACCUCAAAGGGAAGGACGAUCUAUGGGCACCUGAUGUCCAGCUCAUCGACGGCACGUACUACUUGUACUAUUCGGUCUCGUCCUUUGGUUCUCAAGACAGCGCAAUCGGCUAUGCCACGUCCAAAACCUUGGAUUCCGGCAGCUGGACAGACCAUGGCUCCACGGGCGUCAGCUCUUCUUCCGGGAAGGCCUACAAUGCCAUCGACGCCAACGUUUUCGUGACUUCAGAUGGUAAGAAGUACAUGAAUUUCGGCUCGUUCUGGUCGGACAUCUACCAGACGCCCCUGAACUCGGCCGGCACCAAGAGCUCUGGCAACCCCACUCAGAUCUCGUUUACAUCCAGUGGCACUCACGCCCGUGAAGGCGCCUUCAUGUACUCUCGAGGUGGCUAUUACUACCUGUUCUGGAGUGAGGGCCAGUGCUGUGGAUAUGACUCGUCCAAACCUGCCGCGGGCAAGGAGUACAAGAUCAUGGUCUGCCGAUCCACAAGCCCUACUGGUGGUUUCGUUGACAAGACUGGUGCCUCGUGCACCUCAGGCGGUGGCACAGUUGUCCUCGAGAGCCACGGCAACGUGUACGGUCCUGGCGGACAGGGUGUAUUUGCCGAUCCGAAGUAUGGCGCAGUGCUCUACUACCACUACGUCGACACCACCGUCGGCUAUGCAGAUGGUAACAAGAAGUUCGGAUGGAACACGAUCAGCUGGUCAACUGGCUGGCCUGUGGUUUAA